CUUCAAAAGAUCACCUUUUGCUCAAAAGUUCUCUAACAUCUCUAUAGCCUAACCCUAUUUUUCAAAACGUAACCAUAAACUAUAUAUAUUUUAAUAACAACGAUUCAUUUCCUCGCUGUUGCCAUGCGAUUUGUUCUAUGGUAUGUCUUCGUGCUCAGCUCCAUGACUGUAUUUCAAAAGGCCAAUGCCAAGUCAAGACUCACAGCAAAUUUGACAGACGACCCAUUGCAGGCCUAUACUGAGGUCGUCCAAAAUUUGAUUAAGAACUGGGAGUAUCCAGUUUUCUAUCUGAAAAAACGAGGUUUCCUGCCCAGAAACUACGAGGAUGCGUCAAGAAUCAAGCCUAGUCUGGACGCCCUGAUGCAACGAAUAAAAAGGGCCAAAAGGGAUCACACAGACACUAUGAAAGGAGGAUCCAAAGAAAUGUCAAAUGAUUACCCAAAUAAUCAACUUGGCUUUCAGAUGUCAACGAGCUCCAUGCUCUCCAGUUUGGAGCAGUUGAAAGUCAUCGAAGGCCAGGCAACGAAGGCGAAGUCCAAGGCCAAGUCAGGUGAGCAGGUGAAAGAGCUGCUGGCCAUGAAACGGCGAUUGGAAGAGUUGCAACAGGUAGCCACCGGUCAGGAUCAGCCAGGAUACCGUAGGCAGAUUAAGCUAACUCCAAUAGUCGAGGAUCCAGGGAAGUUAACACAAAGCUAUGACGAAAUACUGGAGCGAAUGAUUGAAAAGACGAGCCCAUACUACACACAGCACUCCAAUUCGCAUUUAGAAACCCAUCCAAAUCAAUUAGCUCCUCCAGGAGCAACCCAAAAAGUUGGUAAUGUGCAGAUGGCUCCCAAAGACGAUAAGCCGCUGACUUUAGGACAUAUCCAGUUGCAUGCGUAUACAGCGAACAGUGCUCCCCGAAAUUUAUUGCAUAAAUCCGCAGUUGAUCUGCCCACACUUAGAGCAGCGGAGACCCAGAGGAGCUCGACCAAAACGGAGGCAUCUAACGUCGAAUCGAAGUUGCGCGCGCCCACGUAUUUGAACUGGGACAUGGAAAACGGUCGACUGGAUAAUUACUCAAGCGUGGACAAGGAGGCCUAUUUGAACCAGUUGGUGAGAGUGUUCGGGCGAAAUAUGGAUUUCAAGGAGCCCACUCAAAAAGGAAAAGAGCCGACAGUUUCUUAGAACCUCGGUUCUCCUGCCCAACAGCGUGCACUCAUCUUCAUAAAAUGAUAUAAAAUAUACGAGGUCUGUCCAAUGAGUCAUUAUCCAUUUUGGAGUCCAUGCCCGUGCACAGUGAAUACAUCUAUACGUUUCCAUUUCCGAUUUCAUGCGGAUCGACAAUGGUGCUACGUCAUAUCAAUGGCAUCAGCAUGAUGAUUUGGAUUCGUCUGUUUACCUUGCGCAAGAAAGCAAAGAAAAGCAGG
Molecule: messenger RNA, 1409 nt
Organism: Drosophila simulans
Lineage: Eukaryota; Metazoa; Arthropoda; Insecta; Diptera; Drosophilidae
Exons: 2
Coding region: 124-1167 (347 amino acids)
Source: RefSeq, a predicted model, not a curated record